Molecule: messenger RNA, 1833 nt
Organism: Contarinia nasturtii (swede midge)
Lineage: Eukaryota; Metazoa; Arthropoda; Insecta; Diptera; Cecidomyiidae
Product: cytochrome P450 4C1-like
Exons: 8
Coding region: 84-1592 (502 amino acids)
Molecular function (GO): oxidoreductase activity, acting on paired donors, with incorporation or reduction of molecular oxygen; monooxygenase activity; iron ion binding
Source: RefSeq, a predicted model, not a curated record
GAGUGGAAUGGGUUUAGUUCGACUUAUCACCUCGUUGAAUAAAGAUAUAUCCAAGUGAAAAUUAAUUGCAAUUGCAAGAAAAAAUGAUUGCAAUCGCGUUGCUGGUGUUUUUAGUGGUGACCGGAUUGGUGAAGUAUUUCCUUCACAUGCGGCACUUUGAAAGUUAUGUAAAACACGUGAAAAUGGGUAAUCGAUCGUUUCCCUUUGUGGGCAAUGCGUGGUCAUUAAUCGGAAAAUCGACAGCGAGCUUAUUCAAAGAAAUUGUCGAAGUGACAAAGCUAAAUGGAACCCCAUUGAAGGGCUAUAUGGGACCAGCGUUGGUUAUUUCAUUGGACAGACCUGAGGACAUUAAAACGGUCCUAAUGUCACCAAAUUGUCUCGAUAAACCCUAUUUAUAUCAAUUUUAUCCGAGACCAUGUGGAAUUUUAAACGCACGAUCCGGUGCAUUCUGGAAACCGAUUCGAAAGCUGAUGAAUCCAUCGUUCAAUUUGAAGAUUUUGCAAUCGUUUGUGCCGAUUUUCAAUGAGAAAACACAAACUAUGCUUAGUAAAUUGGACAACGAAGUUGGAAAUAAAAAUUUUGAUAUUUUGCCAUUCAUGAACUGCCUAACGCUGGAUAUGGUCUGCGCGACAACAAUGGGCUUUAAUAUUAAUUCGCGUGAUGGAAACAGCGCAUUUCUGCAUAGCAUUGAAGCUUUCUUUGACAUCGCUGCUAAACGUAUCAUGAAAUUUUGGACUCAUUUGGAUAUUAUCUACCGAUGGACGGACUUGUACAAAGAAGAAAAAGUGCACUUGGAAAACCUGUUUAAUCUCACAAACGAGAUAUGUGAAGCCAAGAAAUUGCAGUUCAUUUCUGCAAAUCGAAUCGCUGAGCAGAAAAUUGACGAAGAUUCCGAGGAAACAUAUAAAACGCCACAAGUGUUGAUUGAUCAAUUGUUGCAAUUAUAUUUUACUGGAAAACUUGACGAUAAAAUUAUUCGAGAUCAAGUCGAAACGAUUGUAAUCGCUGGAAAUGAAACUACCGCUUUAUCGCUUUCAUAUAUCACAUUGUUGCUUGCAAUGUAUCCAGACGUGCAAGAAAAGGUUUAUAAUGAGUUGCAUUCGAUGUUUGAAACACAAGACGAGAAAAUGACUUAUGAACAUAUCCAAAGAUUACCAUACUUAGAUCGCGUCAUUAAAGAAGGUUUACGAAUUUUACCCGUGGUACCAUUCAUGAUGCGUACAGCCACUGCCGACACACAAAUCACCGAUUGUACAAUACCAAAGGAGGCAUUCAUUUUAAUGAGCAUUUUUAAUUUGCAUCGGCGACAAGAUCUUUGGGGUGAUGAUGCUGAAGACUUCAAUCCGGAUCAUUUCUUACCCGAAAAUGUCAGCAAGCGGCAUCCAUUCGCCUUUUUACCAUUCUCCGGAGGUCUGAGAAAUUGCAUAGGUUACAAUUAUGGGAUGAUCUCGAUGAAAGUGGCCCUCUCGUCAAUGUUGCGCCGCUAUAAAUUCACGACCGAUUUAAAAUUAUCGGACUUGGAAUUGAAAUUUGAAUUAACGUUAAAAGUCAGUAACCAUCAUAUGGUAGGCAUGGAGCGGCGUGUUUGGUGAUCGUUCACGCACGUUCAAAAUUUGCAUAUUUAAGAAAUUAGUUGCGGUGUGUAAAAAAACCACAAUUCAAAUGGUAUUUAAGUUUAAGAAAUGUUUUUUUUUCUUUUAGGAUGUAACUGUUAAUAAUGUGACAUAUUCAAAUGUACAAUAUGGUGAAUGCGAUGUAAUCUUGAUGUAUUUGAUUGUGAUUAUUUUGAUCGUGUAAUUCGAAAAAUAAUAAAAUUGUUGUUGUUUCAAAUUC